CUUAGGCAGGGAGCUGAUGGAGCUCGAGGAGACAACACAUCAAAACUCAAGGCUCUUGUUGCCGACUGGGUCAAUCGUGAACUCAAACCGAAUCCCCUGGUGGACCCCGACGAUAAACAUACUCACGGGUUUAUCAACGACGUGUGUGGCAAGUUACUCUGCCCGGCCGAGCUGGACUGGAAUAACCCAGCAUAUGCAGGGAUUCGAGAUCGCUCUCAAGGUUAUAUUGUGACAGAGCUAUCUUUUCCGGCCUUUUUGUAUGAAAAGUAUACUGCCAAUUUGGACGAUUUAGAGGCAGGCCUUUUCAAAGGGCGAAUUUUGGUGCAGGGUUUUAAGGCUGUCUUCACGUCACCCUCCUCAGCAAAGGACGUCGAUGGCGACGGCGAUGGCGCAGACAUCAUCGAGAACAAUAGACACGCCAGGAGGGCUGGCUGGGGACUCAAGGCAAAAAAACAUGUUGCGCAGAUAAUUAAGAUGGAGAAAGUCACUCCUCGCUCGAUUGCGUAUAUCGCCUGUCAAGUACGAUUUGCACUUUCUUCCAUCACGUUAUGGCGGACCGUUGACGGUGACUUCGACUAUAUACAAUUCUGGCGGUCCAUCGUGGACUUCUUCAAAUGA
Suillus plorans is the source of this 618-nucleotide messenger RNA. RefSeq lists its product as uncharacterized. The record is from RefSeq and is a predicted model, not a curated record. The annotation marks the transcript as partial. NCBI's taxonomy places the organism in Eukaryota, Fungi, Basidiomycota, Agaricomycetes, Boletales, Suillaceae. The transcript is spliced from 4 exons.